Oikopleura dioica is the source of this 1131-nucleotide messenger RNA. Lineage: Eukaryota; Metazoa; Chordata; Appendicularia; Copelata; Oikopleuridae. The record is from the annotation of a GenBank genome assembly.
AUGGAAGACAACAAUGAUAAUAACCUGCUGGAAGAUAUCAAUGAUAAUCUCUUCAAUGGGAUGGAAAUCGCUGAAGAUAUUCAUCUACCACCACAAAGAACUCCCUCCUUGAGCAGUUUGAGAGCAAAAGAUUUGCUCAGGCACAAGUUACAGAUGACCCACGAGCGCAAUCCUGAUAAAGUUUUUAAUGCUGUUUACCCGUCGAUAAAGAUGAUGUGCAUGGACAACUUCAACAAUGAACUGCAGAGAGCCAAGCUGAACCAAGUGUUUGAGGGAGACUCGCGAAAACAAAAGUUCCAAAUUCUACGUGCAAUUCUUACGUCGCCCAGAUUCACGGAGCUCAUUAUACGGGAAUCAACAAGUCUUAUUCCAAUACCAGAUCAUCCUCCUUUGGCCUGGCCUGAACCAACAACCAGUUGGAAGGACCAUCCUCAGCUUAGGGGUUACAUGGAAGAACACAAGAAUGAUACAGCUCACUUAGAUGAGCAUUCACUCGUGGAUUUCGUCAGAUUCAUGCGGAACUUCAUUGCCCACUCCCUCCAAUGUGACGAAAACUACAGGAAGAAUACUCUCGGUACAAGUCGAAUUAGCAGAAAACAUUUCUCGUUAUUUUUCGACAAGGCAUUCCCGCAGAUGAUCUCUCUCCUAACUUGGAUGUACGUCGGCGCGUGCGAUGUUGACGAUGAAAUUAUCGAAAUUCUUGGAUCGGAAGAAGAAAACUUGGACCUUCUAUACAAGCCCGACUUGAUCGAAUUUCUCUUGACCCUGACAGAGUACUUUUACGACCGAUUGAACAUCACCAGGGAUCAACUUUCGACGAUAUUGCUGCAAAUCAUCAAGUUCGACGAUAUCGACAGCUUCAAAGAAGUCUUGAUAAGAACAAAGAACUACAAGAUACCAAAGAAUAAAAAGGAUGCACAAACUCAAACCAAGUUCCAAAAGCAUAACAAGGGUACAAACAUACCAGAGAGAGAGCCUCCGAGAUUUCUACUUCCCGAAGUCCCCACUUUUUCGAAUUUCCCUGAAAAUCAGCUGGAUCGGGAACCGGUCCCUCAGUCUGACUCCGCCAAAGGUUCCAUUUCCCCUGACAUACACGACCAACUAUCUAAUCUCUUUCUUCCAGAGUCUUGA